AUGCAGAGCAGUCUCCACUCAGAAGAAGGCCUGGGUGUUGCUUCUCUGAGUGUUCUCUAUGCUGCGCUCAUCUUAUCGUCCAUGUUCCUCCCUCCAAUCCUCAUCAAGAAGCUGGGCUGCAAGUGGACCAUCGCAGGCUCUAUGUGCUGCUACAUUGCGUUCUCCUUAGGGAACUUCUACGCUAGCUGGUACACACUAAUCCCUACCUCUGUGAUCCUGGGCUUAGGAGGAGCACCACUCUGGUCUGCCAAAUGCACUUACCUCACCAUUGCUGGCAGUUCAUAUGCGCAGAAAGCGGGAAAAAAUGCAAAGGACAUUAUCAACCAAUACUUCGGGGUCUUCUUUCUGAUAUUUCAGUCCUCCGGCAUCUGGGGAAAUCUUAUCUCAUCCCUGAUAUUCAGCCAAGGUUCCAAAAAAGUGGAAAUCUCAGAAGAAAGCCUGGCAUGCUGCGGGGCGUAUGACUGCAUGACUGGUACGACUAACAGCACAGGGUCAGCACAACCCUCCAACUCCUUAAUAUACACUCUGCUAGGGAUCUACACUGCUAGUGGUGUGCUAGCUGUGUUGCUGAUUGUUAUAUUUCUGGACCAGAUCAAAUCUGACCAAGCAGAGACUGAGAAAGAAACACUAAAGACACCAACAUUUUGGUCUACGUUCCUAGCAACCUUCCAGCACCUUAAAGAUAAAAGGCAGUGUCUUCUAAUCCCUCUGACAAUGUACAGUGGGUUUGAACAGGGAUUUCUUUCUGGUGACUACACAAAGACGUAUGUGAGCUGUGCCCUGGGGAUACAUUAUGUUGGUUACGUGAUGAUCUGCUUUUCAGCUGUAAAUUCCCUCUGCUCUCUGCUCUUCGGAAAGAUCUCUCAGUUCACGGGUAGAAAAUUUCUAUUUGCAUUAGCCACGGUUACGAACACCACCUGUAUAAUAGCACUAUUGCUGUGGAAACCUCAGCCUAAGCAGCUUGCCGUGUUUUUUGUAUUCCCUGCUCUUUGGGGCCUAUCUGAUGCCAUUUGGCAGACACAAACUAAUGGACUCUAUGGCAUUUUAUUCGAGAAACACAAAGAAGCUGCCUUUGCCAAUUAUCGUCUCUGGGAAUCACUUGGAUUUGUCAUUGCCUUUGGUUAUAGCACCAAAUUGCAAGUCUACAUCAAACUGUACAUUUUAUUGUCUGUGCUUGUGUUGUCUAUGGUGACGUAUGGAGCGGUUGAAUACAUUGAAGCUAAGAGCUCUCCUGGGACACCUACUACUACAAAGAAGGAAAAUGUAGCACCCCUUGCCCAGGAAACACACAUGUAA
This is a messenger RNA of Eurypyga helias (sunbittern), 1296 nucleotides long. It is a transcript of the gene UNC93A, whose product is annotated as unc-93 homolog A (C. elegans). The transcript has 7 exons. NCBI's taxonomy places the organism in Eukaryota, Metazoa, Chordata, Aves, Eurypygiformes, Eurypygidae. The coding region runs from base 1 to 1296 and encodes 431 amino acids. The record is from RefSeq and is a predicted model, not a curated record.